Styela clava is the source of this 8182-nucleotide messenger RNA. The record is from RefSeq and is a predicted model, not a curated record. Lineage: Eukaryota; Metazoa; Chordata; Ascidiacea; Stolidobranchia; Styelidae.
AAUCCAUUAGCCCAUCCAUUCUCACAUUUACACCCAAUACUGAACAGAAAUGUUUGAUAUUAAGCGGAUCUCGUAGUUGCUCGAAUGCAGUAAAUACAACAUGCAUGACUGUGCAUUGGCCCAAUUCAAAUGAGCUAUAUGUUUCGUACGAAUGCCGGCCUUCUGAAUAUCAAUUCAAAUUCACUUACGAAUACUUCGAUUGCAAAACAGGAAUUUCAUGGGUGAACAUGCAAGGUUGUGGAUCGGAGAUAUCUGACUUGAAAGGAGAAAUUCAGUCUGUAACAAAUAAAAAUGAAUGUGAUUGGGCGGACACCUGUGGAUAUUUUUUGUUUCUUCUCUCCAAAUGGAUCAGACAAUGUUCAGAUUGGAUUUCACGCCAACAUUACACUCGGGAGGAAGUUUCGAUAUUGAAAUUUAUGGCUACAGAUCUGGAUAUGGAAUUUUCCUCCUAUCCACCCUCACAUUUACACCCAACACUGAACAGAGAUGUUGGAUAUACAGCGGAUCUGGUAAUUGCUUGAAUGCAUUUAAUACAACAUGUAUGACUGUAAACUGGUUCUAUGUAGAAAAGAUAUGGGUUUGGUAUGAAUGCCUGCCUUCUAAAUAUCAAUUCAAAUUAACUUACGGAUACUUCGAUUGUAAAACAGGAAAAAGAAUUGAACCACCAACUACCACACCCCUACAGACUUCCAGCCAAUCCGUGACCACACCCCUACGUCCAACCAAUCAUAUUGCACCAACUACCCAGGCAAACAAACCCAGCCAAACUACUGAUGCACCAACUACCCAGGCAUACAUACCCAGCCAAACUACUGAUGCACCAACUACCCAGGCAAACAAACCCAGCCAAACUACCAAUGCACCAACUACCCAGGCAAACAAACCCAGCCAAACUACUAAUGCGCCAUCUACCCAGGCAAACGAACCCAGCCAAACUACUAAUACACCAUCUACCCAGGCUAACAAACCCAUCCAAACUACCAAUACACCAUCUACCCGGACAAACAAACCCAAUCAGACGACCUCUAACCCCAUCUCCACUGAUUCAGACUCCAGCAAUAACUCUCUCACAACGAUUUUGAUAAUAGUUGGAUGUGUGAUAGCAGUAUUGUUAGUGAUUGCAGCCGCAAUUUAUUGGAAAAACAGACAACAAGGCCAGGAAGUAAAUAUUGCAAUGUCGACCCCAACUCAUGUGUACGAAGAGAUUCACGAACCGGUAGAUGAAGAAGGUUAUCUCUCACCCAUGCCAAACCCCAACGUAUCUGUUCAAAUACCGAGUAUAGAGGAAGCAUACGCUGAUCCACAAGAUCCUGAUUAUAUUGUCCCAGAGGAUAUUACUCCUCCUCCUAUACCCCCUCCCAUGUAUGAUAGCGUGCUGCCUUCAAGAUCCCCACCCAACCCUCAAGCUAAUCUGCCUAUGGAUCCCCCUGUCCCCUCAAACCCCGGCACUUCCUGUCAAAAACCAAGCGUCGAAAGUGUUUAUACCGAGCCCGAUUACGCCCCACCAGAAAAUAUUACUGCCCCGCCUAUCACCAUGCAUGAGAAUGUUGGCGUGCCAACUUCCACAGCCACACCCAACCUUCAGUUCACGCCGCUUCCAAAUUCUGAAGUACAGGUUUCACUUAUGAUCCGCUUAAAUCCUAGCAUUUCUUGUCAAGUUAGGAGUUCUGAUGACAGAACAAAUCCAGACACACCCCCAGAAAACAUACCUGCCCCUCCCAUGUGUGAUAACGCAAGGGUGACACCACGCAGAAACCCACCCAACCCCCAAACAAAUCUUCCUACUGUAUCCUCAAACCCCGACACUUCUCAUCAAAAUCCAAGUCACGAAAGCGUUUAUGACGAGCCCGGUUUUGUCCCGCCAGAAAAUAUUACUGCCUCGCCCAUAUACGAUGAUACGGCAGCCGUUACCCCAUCUGUUUAUGAUGAAACUGCAUAAAAUGGUGAUUCCCAACCUUUUUUGAGCCACACCUUCUGAAUAAUUUCUAAUAUAUGCCCCCUUUCACAAUAUUUACAAAAUGUAGAUAAAACCAGUCCUACGAACGAAAUAAUAUUAAGAUUAUUAUUCUAGGAGAUAGUACAAAACAACUCCUUAUGGGUCGCGACCCCAAGGUUGGGAAUCACUGACAUAGAAUAAGUUCAGAUCUAAUGAGGCAGAAAACUUUUUUUCUUGUAGAAUUCAGUAAUUUAAAAAAAAAACUGUUUUAAAUAGAUUUAUUCAAAAAAAAAAAUUAAAAAAAAAAUACAGAGAGUAGUGUUGUUCUUGUUUUAUUUCAUGUAAUCGCAUUUUCAAUUUUUUAUUGAUAUUUUGUGAAAUAUAUUGUUCAUUUUGAGCUCUGUAAUUUACAGAAUAUUUCAACCAUGACCAAACACUAACUGACUUUGAGAUUUUAGUAGAAUGAAACUUUAAAUAAUAUUACGAUUUACAUUUUUUAUAUUUUCAAACCUCUUGUAUUGCUGCUGAUUAUUGUUAUUUAUUUCUGCGUGCAUGCAUCUCCGUGAUCUGUGAACUUGUGAAAAGUUCCUUUCGAUUCUGAAUAACUAAAUAACAUUCUCUCGACCUGGUCGGUUAAGCUUUCGACUCUGGCAAGACUUUGGCUGAACAAUCCGACUCGAUCUCAGCUAGAAAUUUCAAUUCUUAAUUUUAGACUUUGAAAUUCUGACUCGGUUAAUUUUAACGCAGGGUCGCGUCUCUAAUGCGUCUCAGCAAUAAACAUCAAACUCUUGACUUCACAGCCCUGUUUGCUUUUUAUUGAGUGUAUUUAUGUUAUUUCACAUAUUUUUAUUGAUAUUGAGUGAAAUAGUUUUUUCAUUUUGGGCUCUUCUUGAAUAUUUCAACUGUAACCAAAACUUUUCCAGAUUUCUUCAGGCUCAUUUUUCAGCCCCAAGUUAUGCAAAUUUCUAAUAGUUGCCCCACCACAUUGUUUUCAGUGAUUGCUGAUGAACAGCCAUUUCCUAUGAGCACAGUCUGUCACUAGAGGGUGCAUAAGAUUGUGUAGUUUUUUUAAAGGGACAGGGCCAUAUAGAUAGUUUUUAUUAGUUUUAAUGUUGGUCUCAGCAGUUAUCUGAAGCAAAGCAAUUAGCUUGUGCAAGUCAUGUCCGGCAGCCAACAAGGUGGAUUUGGCGUCGCAUAGACAAAAUAAAUGUCUCAUAAAUGUUAAAGUUAUCAUGGAGAACAGGAUAUGUUCAUGCGUAAUUAGGCUCCAUGUCCGGCAGCCAACAAGGUGGAUUUGGCGUCGCAUAGACAAAAUAAAUGUCUCAUAAAUGUUAAAGUUAUCAUGGAGAACAGGAUAUGUUCAUGCGUAAUUAGGCUCUUAACAUAUUUUUUUGCAUCCAUGUAUUUGAGAAUUCAUCCUUUAGAAAACUAUUUCUAUGGAAUUCAGUAAUUUUCGAAACCCCGUUUUAAGUAAAUUUAUUUGAAAAAAAAUACAGGGAGGCGUGUAUUUAUUGUUUUAUUUCAUGUAAUCACAUUAAAAUUUUUUAUUGAUAUUGUGUGAAAUAUACUGUUCAUUUAAACCCUGUGAUUUCCAGAAUAAUUCAACCAUGACCAAACAAUACCUGACUGAGAUUUUAAUAGAAUGAAACUUAAAAUAACCUAACGAUUUGCAUUUUCUAUAUUUUCACAUGUUUUUGUAUUCUUGCCAGAUUUUUGUGUUUUUUUUCUGCGUGCACCUAAUUCCGUGUGCUGUAAACUCAGUGAAAAAUUCCAUUCGAUUCUAAAUAACUGAAAUAACAUUCUCUCAACCUGAUCGGCAAAAUUUUUGACUCUAGCAAGGCUUUGGCUGAACAAUCCGACUCGAACUCAGCUAGAAAUUUCAAUUCUCAACUUUAGACUCUGAAAUUCACACUCCAAAUAAUUUUAACGCAUGACUGCGUCUCUAAUACCGACGAAUAAACAUCAAACUCUUAACUUCACAGCCCUGGUUCAACAUUUAUUUAGUGUAUUUGUGUUAUUUCACAUAUUUUUAUUGAUAUUAAGUGAAAUAUUUUGUUCAUUUUGAGCUCUUCUUUAAUAUUUCAACCGUAACUAAAAUUUCUCCAGAUUUCUUUAGGCUCGUUUUUCACCCCCGGUUAUGCUAAUUUUCAAUAGUUGCCCCACCACAUGGAUUUCAGUGAUUGCUGAUGAACAGUCAUAUAGACCAGGGGUGCACAACUCAAAUGAGGACACGUGCCAAAUUUUUCAAAAUAAUCUUGUCGCGUGCCGCGCACAAUCAUUGGUAUUGGACAUUACCUCCCAUAAAACAAACAAAUUUCAAUAAUAUUACAUAAUAACGAAUAUCUAUUUAUUGAAACAAUUUGAUCUACUGAAAAACUGCUGAUUUUGAUAUAAACGUGAUAUUUUAAUGUAUAUCAUGGAUAAUUUUUUUUUUUCACAAAACAGUUCGCGUGCCAUGUUUGAGCGUAUGGCGUGCCAAAUUUGGCACGCGUGGCCCGUGUUGUGCACCCCUGAUAUAGACAACUUGAGCAAUUCUCUGAGUCACAGUUUGUCACUAGAGGGUACAUAAGAUUGUGUAAUUUUGUUAAAGGGACCGGGCUAUAAAGAUGUUUUGGUAAAUUAUUUUUGUUAGUUUUAAUGUUGGCCUUAUCAAAUAUCGGUAACAAUUGAUUUUCAAAUUUGGCGUCGCGUGAACCAAAUAAAUGUUAAAUUUAUCAUUGAGAACAGAAUAUGUUCAUCUGUAAUCAGGCUCUUUUAUCUCAAUUGUACUCUACUCGCAUACAAACAACCAAAUGAUUUUUCAUUCCAUAUGAAUGCACUUUAUGCCGUCAUGCAUUAUUUCUUGCUUAAGUGAACAAUUCGAAUAAAUGCCUUCCUCAAUGCCUUAUUGUUAUGUUUUUUUUUUGAAGUUUUUCUAUAUUUUCUCAUAAUCAGAUUUUUAUUGCUUAUUUUUAAUAUAUUUUGUUGACAUUUUCAUUGUUUAACGCUCCAGUGAACACAUAAAUUUAUGCUGCCCUUUCUCAAAGUCUAUCUCCCUCAGUGUAGGUCUUAAGUAAUUCCUGCCGUAAAUUAAACUUCGAAUUUAUACCUAAACUCUAUCUACAGCAAUGGUUCCAAGCUGGGGGCCACCCAAAUCAGUUGGAUGGGGCCACAUUCACAAUGUUGGGUGCAAAACUGAAAGAAGUACUCCCAGUUCUUUCUAGUUUCAUUGCUUGAUAAGGUUAUUUCACAGAGUGUUUUCACUUUGUUGAGCAUGUAUUGCUUGAACAUAAUGAGAUUCGGAUUCUACCGAUGGUAAUAACACUAAAAUACCACUAGAAUGAUAAGCUGGGGGGAGUGUUAAAAGCCUCAAUGUCUUUGCUAAUGUUUUUGAUGUUUUCUUUAUUUCUCAUAAUCAGAUUUUUAUUGUUUAUUUUUAAUAUAUUUUGUUAACAUUUUCAUUGUUUCACGCUCCAGUGAACAUAUCAAAAAAAUUCAUGCUGCCAUUUCUUAAGGUCCAUCUCCCUCACUAUAAGUCUUCAAGUAAUUCAUUUAUUAAAUAAAACACCGUCUUCAGAUGUAUAACUAAACUCUACAGCAGUGGUUCAAAACCGGGAGUCCAUUGCCCUUUAAGUCUAUAAUGCCAGCCGCUAAGCUCAUCUUAUUUUCCCCUUUACAAAAGUAACACCUGUGUUUCCUUGCUUGAUAAGAUUGCAUGAAAUAUGUAAACAUAGUGGAAUCUACCAAUCAAAAUAACACUGGAAUGAGGUCACAAGCCCCAAAUGGUUGGGAACCACUUCUACAAUAUUCUUCGAUGUAUUGGCGUCUAACAAGUCUUUGGACAAGCAUACACAUUAGAUCAGAAAACUGCUAUUUGCGAGUAUUUUAAUAUUUCACUUGAAAAUUCCAGCACUUCGAUUCUUAGAAUACAGAUUUCCAGUUAGAUCUGACUAUAAAAUAUGCCCCAACCCCUCAGCACUGCUGUAUAUUCAAACCACGGACUUCUCGAAAUAAAAAUCGUUAUCUAAAGUCUGUUUUAGUGAUUAUCAAUGAUCGAUGAAAAUUUUUCGAGGAUUGAUUUUGAAGUGAACUUAGUGAUUCAUCUUUUUUACUAUUUUUCUAUUAAUCGGACAAAUUUUGAUUUUUUUUCUUUAUUGAAAUCGCUGUUAUUGUGACUUCGGGCUAGGGAUGUUAGUUUCAGAAUUUUAAAUCCAAGGGCUCAAAUCACGAUUAGGUUGUCGUCUAGUCUUUAAGCAAGCUCAUCUUUCGAUAAGUCCACUUUUGUGUUCAUGUAUUCGAGCAUUGAUUUCUUUGUAUUUAAUCACAAUAUGUAAUCUUUGGUUCUAUCAAAUAAAGUUGUCUUGAUAAAUAUUGCUUCAAGUAAUGCUUUUCAAAUUUUAAGUACUUUAAGAUGGUUGGAGCUGCCGAACGGCAAUUUAUUUUUUCAACUUCCUAUUUGUCCCGAUAUUCCAUUAAAACUUUGCUUCUUUAUUUAAAACAAAAAAAUCUUUUAUUCUAUCCUGCUAGACCGACUGACUGUUAAGUAAUUUACGGUGUGGUUGAAAUCGUUGAAAAGCAAUUACUUUUAUUUGGUCUGGUAUUUCACCAAAGAUUUUGCUGUUUUAUUCAGAGCAGAACACUUUUUAUUCCAUCUUGCUUGACCGACUCCGUCAUGCGUAUUCGCCAAUUAGAUUCUGAAUUUGAUUUGAAAAAAAAUAGAUUUGAAAUUUUUUUUGGCAAUCAAUUGUUCUAUUCAGCAAACAUAGUCUACACAACCUCCGUGCCCUCACAAUUGGUCAUUGUUCUCUUGUUGUUUCAUCACAAAGUAACCUGUAGUCCUAUCGUAUCGUUCAAAAACAGAUAUCAGAAAUAUUUGAGUAGGAUUCUGAAUUCAAAUUUGAUUGAACAGAAAAAUUUGACUGAACAAUUUGACUCGAACUCAGCUAGAAAUAUAAAUUCUCAGCUUUCGAUUCUGAAAUUCUCACUCGGAUAAUUUCAACGCACGGCUGCGUCUCUAAUACCAGCAAAAAUACAUCAAACUCUUGACUUCCCAGCCCUGGUUCGAAUUAACUUUUAUUGAGUUGUAUUUGUUUUGUUACACAUAAUCAAAUUUUUAUUUUUUAUUGAUAUUGAGUGAAAUAUUUUGUUACUUUUGAGUUUUUUAAUAUUUCAACCCUAACCAAAAUUUCUCUUCAUUUCUUGGCGCUCAUUUUUCACCCCCGGUUAUGUUAUUUUUUAAUAGUCACCACAUGGUUUUUAGUGAUUGCUAGUGAACAGCCAUAUUGACAACUUGGGCAUUCCUCACAGAGGGUGCAUAAGAUUGUGUAAUUUUGUUAAAGUGGACGGGCAAUAUAGAUCUUUUUGCUGAAGCAUUAAUAUACUUAGCCAUGUCAUGACCGGCAGCCAACGAGGUAAAUUUGGUGUCGCGUGGACUAAAGUAAUGUCUCAUAAAUGUUAAAGUUUUCGUCGAGAACUGUACAUGUUCAUAAUUUUUUCUUCCAUAUAUUUAGGAAUCAAACUUUUAUUUCAAUUUCACUCUACUUUGUGUAAAGAACUUACGCUGGUUACUUUAUCAACCUUUUAGAGUUACAAUAUUUGAAUUUAUCUUGGAGGGGGUAAAUGAGAAUGGCUUACUCACAUGGCUACUUCUUAUUCAGUUAUCAGUCUGUGUCGGGUAUACAAACGAAUCAAAUCAUUCCAUGCAGUCCACUUUCUCAAAGUCUGAAAAUGUCAUUGUUCUUGAAUAUUUUUCUGGUUAAUUUUCUGUAUUUUCUCAUAAUCAAACUUUUAUUGUUCAUUUUUAAUAUAUUUUGUUGACAUGCUCCUGCUGCCAUUUCUCCCUGCUGUCACUAUAGGUCUUUAGGUAAUUAAUGCUGUCAAAUAAAUUGCCGACUCAAGGUACGGCAAAACUCUAUUCUUCAAUGUAUUGGCUUCAAUCAUACGCAUGCUGCCCUUUCUCAGUGUCUUAUACUUUUGCUACAAAAAAUUGUGUUUUUCUGACGUUUUCCUAUAUUUUCUCAUUAUCAGACUUUUAUAGUUUAUUUUAAUAUAUUUCAUUGGCAUUUUCAUUGUUUCACGCUCCGGUGAAUAUAUCUCAAAGCUUUAUGCUGCUCGCUUUCUAAAUGUUCAUGCCCUCAGUAUAGUAUAGUCCUAUUAAAUAAAUCGCAGACUUCAAAAGUAUAACUAAACUUUACAGUAUUUUUCGAUGUAUUCUACCACAGCUCUAGGCAAACAUACACAUUAAUUAGGUCAUGUAAUUUUUCUAUA